CUUCUCAGUCCUUCUCUCUCUCUCUCUCUCUCUCUCGUUCUAAAUUAUCAACGUUCAUCUUAAAAUCUCUGUACUCAGUCAGUCAUGUCUGUAACCUCCUAAAUAUAUUUGGAAAUAAAAAAUGAAAAUUCAAAAACAACCCAACCCACCCUCCAAUUAACUUAUUAAUCUCUCUCUGAUUUUGGACCCCUCCCACUUCUUCAUUCAUCCAAUUCAAGCAUUGAUAACCCAAAAAUCAAGGGAUUUUCAUUCCAGUCCUUAAUCUUUUUUUUUUCUUCAACACAAUCCAUUCUAUUCCUCAGAAUAACUUUUGUUGUUUCUGAGGCCAAGCCCCCCUUUUCUCAACCCGUCUUCUCUCUCCUUCCUCGUCUUUCUCUGCUCAACUAGCCGCAUAAAGAUCCGUGUUCUGUGCUCUGUUUUUGUCUUUCUUUGCGUUUGUGUUUGUGUUUGUGGGUGUGUUUUCUUCUUUCACUUUUGUUAUUUUGUGUUUUCCUUUUGUGCUUUCUUUUUCUCUCUAAUGUGUUGUUGUCUGUAAUUUUUCAACUUUUUCAGCAACCCAUUUGCGAAAAAGCUUCAGAAUUUUGAUUUGGUUUAUCAGAUUUGAAGAAUUCGCUGAGCCAUUCACAAAUGUGGGUUUUUUUUGUGUGUGACAUUUUGCUUUUAUGAAUUGUCCUAUUUUUUUACCCAUAUCGAAUCAUUGGAUACCCAUUUCCAAAAGAACCGAAAUUUCAGCUUUUGAUCAUCGAAUUUCAGGUUCCUAGCCUUCAAAAUUGACCAUUUCAUGGUUUCAACACACUGGGGAUUCCUUAUUUGAUCCAUUAUAUUCUUGAUCUAUUAUUGUAAUAUCAUAAGAUGUAUGGAACACAGAGCAGAAUAGACUUGGCCUUGGAAUAUCAGGCUCAAAUCCCCAUUCUGAGGCCAAGCAUUCAUGCCAGAAGGGCAAACCUGACUGUAAAAUUUCAAGAUAUUUAUGGGUUCAUGGUAGAAGGCAAUGUUGAUGAUGUUAAUGUAUUGAAUGAGGUUAGAGAGAAGGUGAGGCAACAGGGUAGGGUUUGGUGGGCAUUGGAGGCUAGCAAGGGAGCCAAUUGGUAUUUGCAGACUCAUGUUUCUUCUACCCUCAAAGCUUCCCUUAGAUUUUCAGCUUUAGCAAAUGCAAUUACGCUCAAGAAUCUCAUAAGGAAGGGAAUUCCGGCGGUUUUACGGCCUAAGGUCUGGUUUUCGCUCUCCGGGGCGGCUAAGAAGAAAUCUACGGUGCCUGAGAGCUAUUACAAUGAUUUAAUUAAGGCUGUCGAGGGUAAGAUCACGCCCGCUACAAGGCAGAUUGAUCAGGAUCUACCACGAACAUUCCCUGGUCACCCAUGGUUGGACACUCCAGAUGGUCAUGCCACUCUGAGACGUGUUCUUGUGGGCUAUUCUUUCCGUGAUUCUGAAGUUGGUUAUUGUCAGGGUUUAAAUUAUGUUGCAGCAUUGUUGCUGCUUGUGAUGAAAACAGAAGAAGAUGCGUUUUGGAUGCUAGCUGUCCUCCUGGAAAAUGUCCUAGUUAGCAAUUGCUAUACAAAUAACUUAUCAGGGUGCCACGUUGAGCAAAGGGUGUUUAAAGAUCUUAUAGUGAAAAAGUGUCCAAGGAUAGCCGCUCAUUUGGAAGCUUUGGAUUUUGAUGUAUCUCUUGUUACCACUGAAUGGUUCUUAUGCCUCUUUUCCAAGAGCUUGCCUUCAGAGACUACUUUGAGGGUGUGGGAUUUACUAUUUUAUGAGGGAGCAAAGGUUCUGUUUCAUGUAGCUUUGGCUAUUUUCAAGAUGAAGGAAGAAGAGUUACUUAUUGCAUUUCAGGUUGGGGAUGUAAUUAAUAUAUUACAGAAAACAACCCAUCACCUCUUUGAUCCUGAUGAAUUAUUGACGGUUGCUUUUGAUAAGAUUGGGUCUAUGACAACCACCACUAUAUCAAAGCAAAGGAAAAAACAGGAACCAGCUGUCAUGGCAGAGCUUGAUCAGAGAUUAAGACGACUCAAUCCUGAGAAGGUUAAUGACGAUUAAGCAAGUUUUUUCUUCUUUUUUUUCCAUCAAAAUUAUUUAAUUGUAUUAUGUUAGAGAUGCUAGAAGGGGCUUGCUGCCCCUCUUAGAGAAUGGGAUGUUGGAAGUAUGCUUUUUUGCUCCCUGAGGGGAAAAAAACCCAAGCGAGGGAGCGCCUGUUGUUUCUUGUUGUAGGCGAUAAAUGUACAUUUUUUUGGGAUUAUUAUAAAGUUUGAUCGCAGUGCAAUCCAGGGCUUGCUGGAUUUGUGGCCUUUAAUUUG
Camellia sinensis is the source of this 2291-nucleotide messenger RNA. RefSeq lists its product as uncharacterized. Gene Ontology annotation, molecular function: small GTPase binding; GTPase activator activity. The record is from RefSeq and is a predicted model, not a curated record. Gene Ontology annotation, biological process: regulation of GTPase activity. NCBI's taxonomy places the organism in Eukaryota, Viridiplantae, Streptophyta, Magnoliopsida, Ericales, Theaceae.